Molecule: messenger RNA, 1480 nt
Organism: Caenorhabditis sp. 36 PRJEB53466
Lineage: Eukaryota; Metazoa; Nematoda; Chromadorea; Rhabditida; Rhabditidae
Source: the annotation of a GenBank genome assembly
AUGUCCACAUACGAGCAGUAUCUACGUGGCGAACAACAAAAAGAAAGAAAUAGACAAAGUGUGCAGUCUACUAACGAGAUGAAUAAAAGAGUCAGGUGAGAAAGAGAAUAAACUCACAAGGAUCUUCAAAAAUUGUCACUUUUCAGAGAUUUUAUAGCGGAUAUCGAGAAAUCUGCGAAAAAAGAAGCCGAAAUCCAAGAAAAGAAAUUUCAGAAUGAUUUAGAGGCUAUCAAUAAGAAGAUGGUGGAGACUGUGAACAGUGAGCCAUUUGACGAUCAGUACCGUCAUGAGAACACAGUUCAGACAUAAAAAGUGCGGGAAUAAAUGAGAAGAAAAAAAUGGAUGCGUUGGAAGCUGAGAUGAGAAAGAAGGCGGACGAGGAAAUCGCGGCGAGGACAAAAGAGUAUAACGAGAUCAUCGAGAAGCAAAAAAAUGAGCUGAAAAUAGAGAGAUUGGAGAUAGAGAAGGUAACUCUUUUUGGGCACAAACUGUCGAUCAACAUGUCAUUUUCAGGAUCUGAUUGACGGUGAUAGUGAGCUCAUAAAAAUCCAUCAAUCCUACCAAGACACACAACUUUUGGAGUUGGAAAAGCUUCAAGAACGGCGAGAUCGUCUUGUGGAAGAAGCGAGAAAGAGGGAUGCGGCUCGAAGUGCAGAACAAACUUCUGCACUUGUCACGAACCUUGAGGAGAAGAAGAACAUCGAAGCGGAAGUAGCGAAGAAGGCAGAGGAACUGUGUGAUAAGGUUUGAUUGUCUGCUAGUCAGGCACUUGUGAAUGGAGUCUUUUAGAAAACAAAACAUCUGGAAAUCAUCAAUAAUCUGGAGGUGGACGAUAGGAAAAAAACGUUCGAAACCCUCGUUAUCCGACAAUCGCAAGUGAAUUCUCGAUCGAUGAACAACCUAAUCGAGAAGGCGAGAGAUAAUAAUGAGAGGACUCAAGAAGCGUAUUUCUCGUGCCAAGCGUAUUUGGUCAAUGACAGUGAGUGGACCCCGGAGAAAGUUCCCAAAGCUCAAGAACGAUUCAAUACUCUCCAAGAGAAUUGCCAAAUUCAACGCCAACAGUUGAUAAGCAUGCAGAGAAGUCUGUGUGAGAUCGACGACGAUGAUCAACGAAUCAAGACGGACAAGCGGAUUCGAGUUGCCCAGAAAAAGCUGUUCGCGAUCGGAAAUUGCAUUGCAAGUUUUUUGGGAAGGUUAAUGGUUGGUCCAAAUCUGAAAAGUCGUCAUACACAACUAUUAUUGCCUAGAUCGGGCAAACACCAAGACACGAGGAGGACCAGCAGAAAUUAGAUAGUCUGAUGGUGCAAGUUUCAGCUAUUGUGGGUGUUCAGAGUGACGGAAUGUCGAUGAUAAUAUCCACACUUUUUUCCAGAUAACUGAUAUUGAAAACUUUAAUCCGAAACACGCACAGCUAAGAGACCAUCUUCAACCGAAGACUGAACAGAAGAAAGAACAAAUUGAGGGACCUUCGAGUAGUUAA